Paramecium octaurelia is the source of this 909-nucleotide messenger RNA. NCBI's taxonomy places the organism in Eukaryota, Ciliophora, Oligohymenophorea, Peniculida, Parameciidae. The record is from the annotation of a GenBank genome assembly.
CAUGAACUUACUAGAGGAAAUCUAAUAAGAAGUAAUAUUCUUGUUUGUAUCAUUUGUAUAGAUUACUAAUUACUUUCCCAAACUUACUAAUAAGUUACAAGAAUUAGGACAAUCAACAAUAACAAUUCAAUAACCAAACACUGCCUUAAAAGGAAUUCAAAUAAUCAUUUCAGUCCUCGACGAUUUAUUUGGGUAUCUUCAAUUGAUAUAUCUCUAGAAUUCUAUUAGAAAUACACACUUAAUAUACCUAAUUAGAAGAAUAAUUAUAAAAGUCUGAAGGAGAGUGCAGAUCUCAUAUAAGGGUAUCAAACUCUAAAAUUACAUUAGACAGAGCAGAGACUGAAAAUUCAUUGUGAAAACAUUUAAGAACUCUACGAAUAGUAACUAAAUAUAGAGAAGGAUCAUAAAGCGUAAAUAUUGGUAUAAAUGAUUACUCAUGUAUUCCUUAGAGUUAUUAAAAAGAGAUUACCUAACUAAAGAAAGAUAUUGAGGAUAACAAACACUAGAAGAAUCAGCAAUUGCAACAAAAAACUUAAUCAAUUAUAGACAAAAUAUUGUUGGAUCAAUAGAAAUAAACCAUUCAACUUGAUAUGAAAUCCAGAUCAAAUACAUUCCAUAACAACUUCAUGAAUCUCAAUUAAUAAAAAUAAUCUAUGUGUCUUAAAACAAAUACCAGAAAAAACAGAAUGGUUACUGAAUACUAGGAUUAUCAAACAAAGUAAAUAUUGUAAGUAUACUACCAGUUCUAAAUAAUCGAUCGAAGAGAAACAAUAUUCAUCUCUUGAGAAAAUCUAGGAAUUGGCAACCCUUUACUCUCGACCAAAAUCUAGAUUGUAAGAUAAUAUAAACAAAAAAUCUGUUACUUUGCAUGUCGCUUAAAUGAAAGUCAAAUAAGUAAAAAAAACUUGA